AUGGCCGACCUCCUCUCCCUCCCGCCCGAGAUCCUGCAUCGAAUCUGCAGCUGCGCCAAUCUGCCCACCCGCAAGGUUCUCCGCCUGACUAACAGCUUGCUGUCCGAGAUCGCGGAGCAGUGGGUCUUUGCAAGCCUCAAUGUCUCCCCGCUGCUGGAGAGCUGUGAGCGGUUGCAGAAUGUACUGGUGAACCCCAGACUUGCUGCUCAUACCACCAAGAUUUACUUGAUGACGUAUGAUCUUGACGAGGACGGCGACUACAUGCACUACGUCGACGCCGAAGACGAAGACUACGAGCCCGCAGACGAAGUCGACCUCCCGCAGCGCUUCUGGGAGCUGUUCGGCCGACUGCGCGACUUUCCCCGUCUACAGAGUGUCGCGCUGAUCUUCCACCCGGAGCAUUCCAACAACGAGUGGCAGGAUGUCCCGCAGGAGCUGGAGGCGUUUCGCGCCCCUGUCACUAAGAAGGCAUUUGGCGCUUUUGCUUCGCUGCCACUGCCACUAAAGGAGCUGGUCAUUCGGGAUCUGCAUAAUGCGUAUGAGGAGGAUCCGACCGUGUUAGAUAAUAUCAAUACCGUCCUAACCGGCCUGCAAUCGUUACGGCUCAAUAUCACGAAUGAGCACCGCGAGUACCACCGCGAGCUUGACUAUCGGCGGGAAGAGGCGCAUGAGUACUACCAAGCCAUUCCGUCCUUCUGGUUGAAGCCGACGACGGCGACGCUGCAGCAUCUCACCCUCUAUUCGAGUGUGUUCUGCGGGUUCUAUCCCCGACUCGACUUUCGUGGCCUGCAUUUCCCGCAGCUCAGGGGCCUAGCGCUCGGAAAUUACGGCUUUGUGCACGAUUCCCAGCUCGAUUGGAUCCUUGAGCACGGCGAAACCCUGGCAGAGCUGUAUCUUGACGACUGCGCGAUCCUGCACGAAGUCUCCAUCAAAGACAUCGAAAACACGUACCUCCCCUCAUCGCAAUUCACACAAAAGGACGGACUCCUUGAUAACCUCUACGCCUCCUACAAAGCGCGCUGGGCGGAUUACUUCCGAGCCUUUGAAACUCUCCCUCGCCUCCGCCACUUCCGGUACGGACACUGCCCAGACGGAUGGACCUUCAACAGCGCGCCAUUUGAGCAGGAGACUCAGAUUGAAAUCGGCUUGCAUGAAGAGAGCUACCUUGUCUUCUGUGACGGGUUCGGACCGAGCCCGUAUAUGUCCGAGCUUAUUUACCGAUAUCCGAAGGCGGAUGGGGACGGGAUGGACUAUGUGCAUGGGACACCGGUGACACCUUCGGAUGAGGACCGGGAGGCGCUGGUCAGGCUCUGUACGAAGCUGGGACAGUCUGUGCCGCCGCCGAGUGAGGAAUAG
This is a messenger RNA of Aspergillus mulundensis, 1356 nucleotides long. RefSeq lists its product as uncharacterized. The coding region runs from base 1 to 1356 and encodes 451 amino acids. Lineage: Eukaryota; Fungi; Ascomycota; Eurotiomycetes; Eurotiales; Aspergillaceae. The record is from RefSeq and is a predicted model, not a curated record. The transcript has 2 exons.